Molecule: messenger RNA, 2634 nt
Organism: Xyrichtys novacula (pearly razorfish)
Lineage: Eukaryota; Metazoa; Chordata; Actinopteri; Labriformes; Labridae
Source: the annotation of a GenBank genome assembly
GUGGUGUAAAAGGAAAGUUACUCUUUAAGAAAGUACUCUGUAAAGACCCGCCCCCUUCAGUCUCAUUUCAAACGGCAGCUUCAAACCAUCCAGAGGAUUCUCGUCACCAUUUCCUUGUCCUCCAUCCUUCAGUAAGUUUCUCCAAAUUGUAUUUUAAAUGAACAUUUUUUAAGAUUUCAACCUUAGAAGCAUGUUGUGAUGUUUUUGUUCAUACACUCCACCCGGGUUUGUGUGUUAGUAUUCAGAAUUUCGAAGGGUGAGGGUGACGGAGUGGAUGGAUAGCUUAAAUAUGCAAGUCACACGGAGCUAUUGAAAUACAAAACUGGACAGUGUGGGUAAGAAGGGAGGGUUAAUGUUGGGUAGUUUGCAAAAUCUUUCAAAUAUCCAGGGUUUUGUAUGCAAGUUUUGAGUUAGUGUAGCGUGGACUAACUGAGUUGUAAGUGUGUAAAAAACACUCCACCCAUCCCAAAAAAACCCCUCAAAAUUUUGCACGCGACUCUGGCCCGUGUAGUCGUGUCCACUUUUGGGGGGGUUCAGAAUAUUGUCACCCUAACUAAAUAAGAGAUCAAAAAUACAAGUAUGAAUUUUUCACCACCUUUUAUUGUUUUAUAAGCAGUAACAUCAGUGUUUCUGCUUAUACCAAGUUGUCUAUCAAGGCCUUUGGAAAUGUGUCUUUACAACGAUAAACACUCUAAGAGUAUCUUUUUGUUGUAGAUCAUAAUCUAUUUCCACAGACACCACCAUGUUAAUAAAGACAAAAAUCAAGAAUGAGCAGAAAUAUGUCAAGAUCAGCGAGCCCAGCCUGGGAGAAUUCUUGAAUUCUGGUAGGUCAUCUGUCACAAUCCAUUUUAUGAGUAGAAAUUGGGUGCUAUUUGAUGACUUGAAGAUUUGAACAGCACUUUUGUAUCAAUCUAAAGUCAAUCACAUCUUUAAGUUUUUGGUAGCUAUCUUUGUAGCAUCUCCCAAGGCCACAGCCAGUGGGGGCUAACUUUUGUUGGUAGUUUUCUUAAAUUUUUUCCUCAACUAACAAGUGUGGUAUCAAGGGAAACCAUUUUUUGACUUGGUAGGACAGAUAGUGUCUUUUAAUCUUCUCAAGCAUUUCCUAUUGAGUGACCCCUGUUUAUGUUUACUUCUUAAGCUUUCCUGAAGUUCUCCAUCGCACCUGUAAGUGAAGGAGUCAGAGUUUUUGAUGAGACAGGGACUGAGAUUGAUGCAGACGUCUUUGAAGAGGUGGCACAGCAACCAAAUGCUGGUGUAUUUGCUAUCUCAUUUGACAGCGGUAACCUUGCUCUUUCCUAAUUUCCGUUCUUUUUAGCUUAGUCCUUGGAAAAGAAAUGGUAGGUGUAAUUUUUUUCCUCCUUUCUCUCUCCUGAACUUCACUUAGAUUUCCAGGGAACAACUCCCUCUGACUGUUCCAGAGGUUGUGCUACAUCUGCUGUUGCUCUGCUUGAUUCAGUAGCUAAUUCACAGCUGGAUCUUUCAGCCUGUAGCGCUGAUGACACAAUCAUCCUGGAAGUUGCAGCCUGUAGCUCUGAUGAUACAAUCAUUCUGGAUGAGGAUCUUAGCCCUGCUAGAAAAUGGCAGAGGGCAGAGGAUCAAGCUAAAAUUGUAAGUUCAUAUUUGAAAUUUGUAUUAUAACAGCUUUUUGGGGGGAUGGCACACUUUCUGAUUAUUCUUUUAAGGUAUGGUGAACUGUUCAAGAAUUCCUUAAUUUGAAUUACUAUUUGCUUUUAUCCUUCUCUGUCCCUUCACAGGUGGUUGAACCUACGCUGAACAGCAAACCAGCUGAAGAUCGUAAUGUCAAGUAAUACAACUGAACAAAGAGUCUGACUGACUCUUCAUGCUGACAGAUGGUUAACAUCCUUGCUGCAGACAUGACUGAAAUCUGUGGGUAAGUCAAAUAGCCUUGACAUGCUGAGCCAUUUUUCCCAAUGCUAUUUAUGUUAAUGUAAUUUUUGUAAAGUGCCAUAUUCUAAUUCUCAGUACUCUUACUUUCAUUAAAAUUAGUUCUUAUCCACUCUUUUUCUCUUCAGAACAUCACCGCCAAAGCAUGUGAGAGAGAAGUAUGCUCGAGAAAUAGUUGCAACAUUCCCUUACCUGAUGGAUCCAAAAAUGGAUAUGUAAGCAACUUAACUCUCCUUAUAAAUGUUGAUCACAACUUUUAUCUGUUUUGCAUUAACAAUCAUCAUGAUGUUAUUUGCAAGGAACAUUUCUAUGAUCCUGAAAGUGGCAGUGGUUAUUUAGCAUGGAGGCUAAAAACCAUCCAGAGGAAAAGUGCUUCAUCAGAGGGCAGAGGGUCUUCACCUCAGCAGCUGGAGGGUGGUGGGCCAACAGCUAGAAGAAAGGCUUUAUUCAGUCCAGACAUCACCCUGAGUGAAGAGCAAUGGAGGGAAGCCAUGUCCUUUAUGAAGUACUCUACUGAUGAGGCCGCCAUCAAGCAGAAGAUGAAUAUAACAUGUGAAUAUCGUCGCAGUAUGAUUCUCGAUGAAGACAAAUGCUCAGAAGUCUUGUCUGAAUUUCUGAAUUUCACUUCAUUGUAUGAGAAAACUGCAGUUCUAGUGUUAUGUGAUCGAGAGCUACUGCACUUGACCAAAAAACUUAUUUAGCACUUUUUAUUGUAAACCAAACCUUGUG